UCUCCGCUUCCAUUCCCCGAGGCCGUUGAUGCGGGCGGCUCCACCUGCCAGGCACACCGGCGGCCGGUCUCUAUAGUACCGCGUGGUACUCACUGCGCCUGCCGACGAUGCCCGCGGGCGUGCCCAUGUCCACUUACCUGAAAAUGUUCGCAGCUAGUCUCCUGGCCAUGUGCGCAGGGGCAGAAGUGGUGCACAGGUACUACCGACCGGACCUGACAAUACCUGAAAUUCCCCUAAAGCGUGGAGAACUCAAAACAGAGCUUUUGGGACUGAAAGAAAGAAAACACAAACCUCAAGUUUCUCAACAGGAGGAACUUAAAUAACUAUGCCAAGAACUCUGUGAAUAAUAUGUCUUAUGUACAGAGUAAGUGGUCUGGCUACUGAGGGAAAGUCAUGAUUUGAAUCCGAGUCUCCUGUAAGAUAAUGACUUCAUGAAGAUGAAAAAUCAGUUUUAUGGUUAUUAAAGUAAAAAUUUACCUUGGGUAAAAAUGCCAUCUUUAUUUCAUUAAGUGCUGGUUCUAAGUGACUUCCAAUAAGAUACAUUUUCUUCCUGUUUUGAAGUUGAUCCCCGUUGUGAAAAAUAUACAUUGUAGUGGUCAUGGAAAUGCGCCAUCCUGACUC
Symphalangus syndactylus (siamang) is the source of this 621-nucleotide messenger RNA. RefSeq names its product ubiquinol-cytochrome c reductase complex assembly factor 6-like. Gene Ontology annotation, cellular component: mitochondrion. NCBI's taxonomy places the organism in Eukaryota, Metazoa, Chordata, Mammalia, Primates, Hylobatidae. Gene Ontology annotation, biological process: mitochondrial respiratory chain complex III assembly. The record is from RefSeq and is a predicted model, not a curated record.